Messenger RNA from Botrytis porri, 894 nucleotides. RefSeq lists its product as uncharacterized. The record is from RefSeq and is a predicted model, not a curated record. Lineage: Eukaryota; Fungi; Ascomycota; Leotiomycetes; Helotiales; Sclerotiniaceae. The transcript is spliced from 5 exons. The coding region runs from base 1 to 894 and encodes 297 amino acids.
AUGUACGCAGUAAACGGCCUAGUAGCUUGUCAAUUACCCUGCGAGAAGGCGCUACAGCGUAUGCAUCUUAGAUUCUGGGCCAAUCAAGAUCAAUUCAAGAUCAACUCUCGUGACUUCAUGCAGAACCCAGCCUCCACUACCCUAACAUCUGAACAUUUCAAAAAUGUUUCCGAACUCAAAAACCGCUUUGCUCAAAGAGUGAAAGACGAUGUAGAGGCAAGACCAAACAUAGGGCAGAGAGUGUAUAUUCUCGAACGAUUAGAUGCGAAUUUCGUAGAAGCAUAUGGGUCAUACUUCUUCAUGAAUCCACUGUUUUUCACUAAGCAAGGAAGAAAUACAGUAUGGGAUAUGCGUGAUAUCCAGGAAGGAUUUAGUGAUAACCCUCCUUUACCUUCAUUAGAGAAUCCGGAUAAAUGUUUCGUCUUAAAAUAUCGUGAAAUGAGAAAUUUCGGUCCAGAUUAUGAUCACUGGCGAACGAUUUGUGCGACGAGCGGAUCACAUGUUUCGGGAAUUGGUUUCGAGUAUAAAUUAGACAGUCUAGCUGCGGUGGAGAGGGAGUGUCCUUUUUGGUUUAGAGAUGCCGUUGAUAAUCACGGAGGGUGGGAUGCUGUUAUUCUCUAUGGUUAUAUUGACUUUAUCGACCUUGAUAUCUUGAUCCGAGACGGCUUGAAUGGGGCAUUGAAUGGCCCUCCAAGAAUCUGCGAGCAUCAUAGCCCACUUCUUUUCGAGAUGGAAGGAGCGACACCCCCAUUGAUUGCGUCUACUUUCCUCGAGAAAAUAGUGGCUCCUCAUUACACGAAAUUGAUUGACUAUUUCGAAAUAGUUGUUCAAAGAUUGAAGAGGGCAGAAGGACUACUCUCCCGUCAGACUGAUAAGGAAGACUAUAACUCUUGA